Molecule: messenger RNA, 853 nt
Organism: Aplosporella prunicola CBS 121167
Lineage: Eukaryota; Fungi; Ascomycota; Dothideomycetes; Botryosphaeriales; Aplosporellaceae
Exons: 2
Coding region: 194-796 (200 amino acids)
Source: RefSeq, a predicted model, not a curated record
GCUAGGUUAUGCGUGCUCGUAGAGUAGAUACGGCGUAGAGGUGGUGUACGAGCAGGUAGGUGGUGUGCUCGACGGGGUACGAGUAGAGUAGUCGUCCUCUGCGUGGUGCUCGAGUAGGGAACACACGACGAGCAAGGACUCGCCGUUGAUGGCGUGGCGUUAGGGUGCCGCUGCCGCAGCAGCAGGCAGUCGAAUGAGGACUCCGCGAUGCUCGGGUCGAGAUUCUGCGUUUGGCGGUUUGACGUCGCGACGCGCGAGCGCUGCUCCGUGGAUGGUGGAUGGAUGGGGUGCGCGGUUGCUUGGAUGCGGGGAAGCUUGCUACGUCAUGCUGCUCCCAUCGCGGGACGAGGCAGUUGUUAAGGAGGCGCGAAGACCGCCUCGGGCGUUGAGUUGCGAUGCUCAUUGUCUAAUCCUGAAUUCUGGUCAAGGCAAUACGUACGACCUAUUGAGCGAAGAAACUCGACGAUUACACUUAGCUACCUAUACAGCCUGUACACCUACCACUGUCAUGUCUUCUCACCCACUCACUGGUGGUGAGGAAGAGCUCGCCGGCACUAAGAUUCAGCCUCUCCAGUCCGGCAUCAAGGCCAAUACUCCGCUCGAUACUUCGGGCCGCGGUUCCAUCGGCUCGGACCACAGCAUCGAGUCGACUCACCUCGACCCCAUUGGCAAAGGUAAACGUACUCUGCGCCACAGGCGUGCUGAUGCCUUGGGGUUGGUUGCACUGGUCUUGGGUCGAGGGCCGAGACAAACACGCAAGCAAAGCAUGCACAGUGCUAUGUUAUUAUACAGAUGACAUAGCAUCGGGAGAAGCUCCUUUCGCACUGUACCUAUGUAGAACCGUUGCUGACGG